CUACAACGGGGAACAACAUAAUGACCGGCCUUGACAGCAGUACAUGCACAGUCGACGAUCCAAGGUGGCAUGAAAAAUCCAAUGUAUCUGUAUCUGUGGCAUAAAUGGUUGUCGUCGAGCUGCUGUUCAGUAUACACGCGGCUCCCGACGCGCCAUCAGAAAACAUACGUCUACAUGCAGCUACAUCAGCAAACUAAGUAUGUUGGUGCACAUCAACUAUACUAGGGCUAGUAACGGUGCGAUCAGUGGGCCAGGAAGCCCAAAGGUUGCCCGACGGUGCAGGAAAUGAAGCCGCAUAACGUUACACGUGUAACGUCAGCGAGUUGAUAAUUACAACAGAAAAUCCAGGGGAAUACUCCUCACUGGCAGACGCAGACAGACAAGCUGGAGGCUGCUGGCUCCCCCAAGGAUCAUGUAGACCACCCGUCGCAGACGACCAACCAUUUCAUUAAUUCUCCUCACGAGGUGGUGAUAUGAGAUCAGAUUCGAAGUCAUGAGAUGUUGGUGCCGCAGCUUUAGAUAUCGCACCCGCAAGGUGGACGAGGCCAGGCACAAAGACUUGGGCGGGUAGCCUUCCUGCUAGGCUGACUUACAGCAUCGAACUAGGAAAAGUUCAGCAUUGUAUCCUUACGCCAUUAGCGAGCCCAUCGGUGACUGUAUCCUCGUUAAACCAGAACAAAGCAAAGAGCAUAGCGAGGAUCUGUCGAGCAGCGGCC
Serpula lacrymans var. lacrymans S7.9 is the source of this 716-nucleotide messenger RNA. RefSeq lists its product as uncharacterized. Bases 70 to 225 code for a protein of 51 amino acids. The transcript has 4 exons. The record is from RefSeq and is a predicted model, not a curated record. Lineage: Eukaryota; Fungi; Basidiomycota; Agaricomycetes; Boletales; Serpulaceae.